AUGAAUAGGCUUAAUUUUUUACAGGAAAGGAAGGCUGUGGCUGGGAUAUUAAAAGAUACGAUGAAAUGCAUAUUUAUGGUGGAAGAUGAGACAAGGGUGAAUAGGUAUAUGAAAGCAUGGGAAAUCUAUUGUCAGGAGGUGAGGGAUGAAAAAAGGGAUCCGUGACAAUUGAGAAGCUUGGGGUAUGAGAUAGUGAAAUUUAAUAAAGAAAUGCAGGCUGAUGAGUUCAGAGGGGUUACAUAUAGGAGUCCAAGUGUAAGUUAUGAGAUGCAAGAUAGAUGGAAUGAAAUGAUUUAUAAAUAUAGGUUUUUGCAAGAAUAA
Molecule: messenger RNA, 321 nt
Organism: Blepharisma stoltei
Lineage: Eukaryota; Ciliophora; Heterotrichea; Heterotrichida; Blepharismidae
Source: the annotation of a GenBank genome assembly